AUGGCCAGCAAUGCAGCAUUAGAGUACAUUCCGAUUAUUUUAUUCCCUCAAAUGAAUGACCAGCAUCUGCCUCCAGAAAUUCCUACAGAAUCUCAUCAUCUUCCAUAUGGCUACACAACUGGCGCUCUUCAUUUUCAAUUUGAAAAAAAGCGUCAACAGGUAACAGUAACAACAGUUGAUAGACUGUUAGGACUGAUUCCUAUGGUAAUUCUCUUUUUAAUCGUUCUAUUUGAGCUCUAUGCUUACUUUUAUUGGCAUUUAAUUCCUUUAUUAGAGAAAAAUGAAGGUUUGAGACUUGAUUUUUGGGAAGGAUACGACCAAAGUGCCUGAAAAUAUAUUUUUCAUCUUUUAUCAAUCAUCCUGCAUGCGGUAAUUUUUUUGAUAUCUACUUAUAGGACAAUGUUCACGCCUCCUGGGCAUGUUCCUGAAGAUCUGAAAUUAGAAGUUGAUCAGGUCCAUGGGAACAAAUAUCAUGUUAUGAUAUCAGAGAUGCUGCUGAGGAAAAUGAAGAAAAUUGGAAACAUGGAAAGAAAAAAGACGCUUUUCCCAAGAUUUUGCAGGAACUGCUUAAAGGUAAAACCUGAUAGGAGCCACCAUUGUUCGAUCUGCAAUACUUGUGUUUUGAAAAUGGAUCAUCAUUGCCCUUACAUAAACAACUGUGUGGGUAAUGAUAAUUAUAAGUAUUUUAUGAAUCUAGUGAUUAGUGGGACUAUGGCGAGUUUACAACUUACCACCACCAUGUGGGAAGGCGUGCUUUUAGCCUGAGACAACUCAAACUACUCAAUCCCCUUCCAAGUCACCUUUGGGAUCGCUUACUUAGGAAAUGUAAUCCUAAGUGUAGUCUUAGUCGCGUUUUUGUGCUUUCAUUUUUACCUCAUCUCCAACGCCACCACAACAAUUGAAUUUCGCGAAAAGCUGUCUGUUAAAUUUGACGUGUCUCCCUAUCACAAAGGCAGAUGAAACAACUUCCUUGCAAUUUUUGGAAAAAACCCUUUAAUAUGAUUUUUACCCAUAAGUAACAAUUAUUUAGAGCCACGCAUGAAUUCAGAAGCAAUGAGUUUCUUAAGCAGUGAGCAGGAAAAAUAA
Blepharisma stoltei is the source of this 1086-nucleotide messenger RNA. Lineage: Eukaryota; Ciliophora; Heterotrichea; Heterotrichida; Blepharismidae. The record is from the annotation of a GenBank genome assembly.